This is a messenger RNA of Schistosoma turkestanicum, 3303 nucleotides long. NCBI's taxonomy places the organism in Eukaryota, Metazoa, Platyhelminthes, Trematoda, Strigeidida, Schistosomatidae. The record is from the annotation of a GenBank genome assembly.
UACAUAUUCAGAAAUAACUUCUAGCAGACUAGAAUUAAAGCAGUCAAGUGGCUGGAAUACCGUCCAUCGGACUGUAAUAACUAUCUGUGAUCGUACUGAAACAACAAGAAUUGAUUGCCAAGAAAUCACUUGGUUUAUAGUGGCUCGUGAAAAGAAUUGGGAUAUUGGAUAUUGGAAGACAAGUACGCUGCUAGCUUUUGAAUGUAUGACGGUGUAUAACUUAUACAUAUAUGGAAAAAAUGGCGAUCACCUGUAUUACCGUGAAUGGACUAAAACGAAGCAAGGUGAUUGUCCAUCUGACAACGACCUAAAGUUGAUGCGUGGUAUGUUAAUCGGUUUAAAAGGAUUUUGUCAAAAGAUUUCACCGUUGGAUAAUGAAAUUAAUCGUUUUUCUUACGUUACUAACACAUAUCGUCUUCAUUUUUACGAAACUCCUACAUUGAUGAGAAUUGUUCUUACCACUGACAACUCGUGUGCACCUAUGAAUGAGGAACUGGAAGGGAUAUUUCAAAUAUAUACAAAAUACGUUUCACAGAAUCCACUAAUUAAAUCCGAAAUACCCAUUAAAAGCCAAAUCUUUUCCGAAAAACUUGAUCAAUAUGUUCAGAGUUUGCCUGUAUUUAACAAAUAAAUAGUUUUUAUCCAGUUGUUUUAUUUUCGCUAUUUUCAGUUUUUCAGUUUUUCGCUUAACCAAUGACUUCUUACAGAUCCUAAUAGUGUUGUUACUACAAAAAAGGGUUUAGCCACACAAUGUUUGCAGCUGUGCGUACAAAUCCAUCAGAUGGAGAAACAAUCACAACGGACACAUUAAAUGCUCCUGUUUCCACAUGUAUAACAAAUGUUAUCCCGAAUUCUAUCAUCGCAAGUGGAGUUGGUGAAGAGGACAGCUAUUUAACAUGGCAUCUAAUGGGUGAAUAUACUGGUCCAGUUGAAUCUGUUUUACCUCGAGAAUUUAGGCAAAGACUUCAUAAACAUUUUGCUAGAAUUGAACGUGAAUUCGAACGGGAGUAUAGAAGGUUAUAUAGCGAAAACUUGGCAUUACAAGAACGUUUAGAGAAAUUCGAAGAUGGUGAUCAUUCAGAAACAACAUUAGUAAAAAAAUUGGGGGCAAGUAUGUUGUCACAGCGUAUUAAGCAACAAUAUAAACAGUCCACAUCUCGUCUAGUUUCAAGUCUUCGUCAAUCCACUAGUCAUUCCUCCAGUAAUAUAGGUCAAGGAUACACGUAUUCAGUUACCCAACCAGGGGUUACAGCUACGACUUGCGUUGGUGUAACUUCAAACAGUCUUUCUGCUACAGUCAUUAGUCCGUUAAAUUAUUCAGGGAAUUUUGCUUUGCCUAGUGGUGGUAGUAGCACAACUGGACAUGGGACGGCCAUUUUUGCUGGAAACUUCUCAGGACACAAUGGAAAUUUUCAGUUAAUGAAUCGAGUGUCUGGGCAUCGAGAUGGAAUAUGGGAAGUUACUUCAUUCAGGAGGUUUAUUGCAACUGCGUCCGCUGACAAUACUGCUCGUCUUUGGAUUAACGAUGCUCAGUUGAAUUGUUUAUUGGUUUAUAUGGGCCAUUCUGGUUCAGUCAAUUCUGUUCGAUUUCGAAGUAAAGAUAAUUUAAUGUUAACUUCUAGUGGAGAUGGAACUGCUCACCUCAUUCGUUUACCAUUUGAUUUAAUAAUGAAAGCUGCAGCUUCACUUACAAGUGGAAACACAUCAGGAACUACAUUAGAUGCUGUUGCAUCGGCUCUUGCUGCAGAAGCUGCUGGAACAAGCCCUAUGGGUUUAGGAAUGAAUACAACUUCAGGAGCUGCUAUCAAAUCAGGGAUUGAUCCGGGCAGUUUGUAUAACUCAGAUGAAACAAUGAAUUUGUUGGCUGGUCCUGGAGAAGAAGGUUCUCCAGUUCGUAUUGCAGCUGUUCCACCUGUCGGUGUUCGACAUCCCCAUGCAAUAUUUCAGUCUGCAAACUUAUGUUUAUCAUCACCUGGUACAGUAUGGAAUUCUACUGGUGCUUUAGGAUGCAAUGUCAUCGACUCAUCACCUUUAUCUGCUGCUGAUUUUGUUUACGGACGGGAACAAUUAGUGACUGCAUCGUGGGAUCGUUUAGGUAGGACGUAUGAUCUUUCAACUGGACAAGAGCUAGAAUCACUUACAGGACACGAUGAUCAUUUGACAGAUGUACGUUGUGAACCAGGUGGAUCUCCUGUUGUUGUCACUUCUUCAAGAGAUUGUACAUUUCGUUUGUGGGAUUUUCGUCAGCCAGGAAUGCGGGUCCAUGUACAACAGGCUCACAGUCAGACAGUUUCAACCACACAGUUUUUAGCACCUGGUUCUCCUGAACGUCUCAUAAGUGCUGGUGCUGAUAGAUGUUGUCGUAUUUGGGACUUGAGACAAAGCCGUGGUCCAGUUGUUAGCAUUAGAACUGAUGCAGCAAUCAACCGUUUGGGUUUGUCUAGUUAUCAGCCAGCAGAAAUAGUUAAUCCUACUUCAACUGCAAUCGGAUCAUCGUCCAGUGAAGCUCCAUCUCAAGCUACCCAACAUGGGUCUGUGUUAGGUACGUCAGUUCAUAGUGCUUGUCCUUCCAGUUACCCCAAGUAUAUUGCUCUACCUCUGGUCAAUCGAGGAAUAAAGCUACUUGAUAUAAACGGCAACAGAAUUGGUCGGUUAACUAGAUCAUCACACGGUCAUUCUCGUAUGGUAACUUGCGUUUCAUGGGCUAAUGAAGGUGUUCACAAUCUCUUUUCAACUGGUUUUGAUGGUCUCUUAUUGGCUUGGCAAAUUCACAUUGGAAAUGUUUAGGACAUAAAUCCUUAAUAUCUGUGAUUUUUACUGCAAUAAUUCGUUAAUUUUAAUAUUAUGGCGGUUUCCUUUUCUCGUGAUGUGACAUAAUCUGUGUAUGGCUAUACUUUUUACAUUUUGUAAAUACACUUAACACAUAUAUUAUGAUACUAACUACGUGUUUACUUAUGUUUUUAUAUUAAAACUGAUUGAUUUUCAUUCUUAAUUUCUUCUUUGUAUGAUUUACUUUCCCACUAUCUGCUUUGUUAUUAGUUAACCAAAAUAUUUUUGUUAGUAAUGAUCAAGUCAGUUUACUAAUGUCGUCUUCAAUGACCAUCCUAUUAUUAUUACCACUACUGUUACUAUUACUCUUUCUACAAUAUACAUUAUCGUUACUUAUCUCCGAACAGUUUAGCUUUUUACAUAUUGUUUAUAAAAGUGUAAAUAUGUAUUUAUGAAAUGUCCUGUUAUUUAAAAAGACUGUUUUCAAUAUAAAUAGAUCUGUAAUAUAUAUAUAUAUAUAUAUAUAUAUAUAUA